Brienomyrus brachyistius is the source of this 4803-nucleotide messenger RNA. RefSeq names its product family with sequence similarity 83 member Ga (gene sack1ga). The transcript has 5 exons. The coding region runs from base 718 to 3375 and encodes 885 amino acids. The record is from RefSeq and is a predicted model, not a curated record. Lineage: Eukaryota; Metazoa; Chordata; Actinopteri; Osteoglossiformes; Mormyridae.
CGCUCCGCCAGACAGUGGACUCCAUUCAACAGCGGGGCUACGAAGUCUUUACCGAAAUCCGGUGUAUGGAAUUUCAGAAACUUGCGGAAGACUCAGAGAAUAGUUUUUAUUAUUAUUUUAAAACUAUAGUUUGUAUUAAUUAAUAUUUGUACUUUGUCGAAAUUCCAGUAUUUAUACCCGUUUUAUAGUUUAAGUGAUCUUUAUUUGCACUUUAUUAAAACUUGCGAUUAGGCAACUGAAAACCUCCUCGCAUUUGUUUCAUGUUAAGCUUCGCGUCGGGUAUUUUUCCGUCGGAAAAGUCGCACUUCGUACAGUCCUGAGUGAGAAACGUUUUUAGCCGGUUACGGAAUUGCGGGGAGUCCCGAGGAAUGGACGGGCACCGGGGAAGAUUCCCCUAUGUCAUGUGACUGAGGUGUGCCCUGUUACCUGGUCUGCAUCAUCGGCAUCAGAAAUGUGGAGCAUGAGAUCCCAGUUAAGAAACUAUGACUGAUGUGGUGAAGUGAGGUUCUUACAGUAUGAUAUCGCAAUAUAAGACGUCCUGCUCGAGUUUCACUCACAUUACUGGUACAGAUCACCUAUUUGGAGUCACAUGUUGUUUAACGAGGGAACAAAGAAAACGGAUUUUUUUUUUCUUUUCUCUGAUCAUUCAUUAUUUGAUCUCAGGGAGGAUAUUUGAUAAACUGUAAAUUGCUUCAAGACAGCAAAGUUUCCGAGACCAUGGCCUUGUCUCAGAUCCAGUGUCUGGACGAACACAACGUUAACAUGCGGACGAACGAGACCAAGCCAGAGUUCUUCUACAGCGAGGAUCAGAGACUAGCGCUGGAAGCGCUUCUCCGGGACGGACGCGACGCUUUCGACAAAUACAUCCAUGCACACAACGUGCGAAGGUUUCUGUCCGACCUCGAGUUGGAGCAUCUAACAGGGACCGCGGAGGUUUACGACCCGGGAUCUGAUCAUGUGAAAGCAAAGGGAGAGGGUAAUAGCGACGAUGUAGAGCCGUCACUUCAGUACUGGCCGGAGCGCUCCGACUGCUCCAUCCCAGACCUGGAUAUCGGGUGGCCAGACUUCGUCUCAUACCGAGGAGUGACCCGGGUCAAUGUUUACACGCAGCCGCCGAUGGAAGGUCAAGCGCACAUUAAAGAAAUCGUUAGGAAAACCAUAGUGCAAGCGCAGAAGGUCAUUGCUGUCGUUAUGGACCUAUUUACAGAUGUGGACAUAUUCAUUGACCUACUGGACGCCGCCUUCAAAAGGAAGGUGGCCGUUUACAUUAUCCUGGAAUCCACCGGAGUGCCGCACUUUCUGAGCAUGUGCAGACGGGCUCAAAUGCACAAGGGACACCUUAAGAACCUGCGGGUCCGAAGCACUAGAGGGGCGGAGUUUCAUACCCGAUCAGCCAGGAAAGUGUUCGGAUCCUUGGCACAGAAGUUCAUGUUUGUGGAUGGGGACAGAGCAGUGUCUGGGUCCUACAGUUACACAUGGACAGCUUCCAGACUGGACCGGAACCUCAUCACAGUUCUCACGGGCCAGGCGGUUGAGACCUUUGAUAAGCACUUUCAGGACUUGUAUUUGGUGUCUCAGAGUGUGGAUCUGAGUGAGGUGGACAUGGAGGAUGAGCCGGAGCCGGAGCCGAUCACGCCACCUCUCCCGGCACCAAUACCUGCUGCUGUAGCCCGCAAACGCAUCAAUCCCAAAUACGCAUUGGUUAGCAGUAAUCUCCAAGAGUCUGAAAGUAAGACAGACUCAGAAAAAAACAAAGGUCCUGUGCCAAAAGUGCUCCGACCUCCACGAGAAAUACCAGAGCCGAUCCAAAUUCACCCUGGUCUUCUGCAUCUCGAGCGAAUCAACUUGAUUCCAUACCUGCCCACCUGGCCUGAGCCUGAUCCUCCAAGUGAUGUCAUAGGGUUUAUCAACAUCCGCGACUCCAGCAAGCCCAUGCACGCCCACCUCAUGCGCUCCGAGCUGUUUGAGACGUCACAGGCCAUCCGAUUCAAAGAUCCCUUCGUCCUUCCAGAACAGCUUCCUGAGAAGGCCUGUCCCACACAGAAACAUGACCCUCAGUUAAGCCAGGACCAAUCAUCCCAACACCAAGAAAUCCAGACGGAACCCGGGAACAGAGCACAAAUUGUGGAUGAAAUAGGUUCUCCGAGGACCCAGAACCCCAAACAAAUACAGUCUCAAUUCCAAGGAGCCCUAGAUGACCCAGUUUCUGAGGGCUUAGAAGGCAAGGAACCCCAACACUAUGGAAGAAACACUAAGAAAGGUCUAAAACGUCUGGACCAAACAGGUUCUAUAGCUGCCUUGGAACUAGAACAAACAAAGUCCCAACAAAGAGGAUGCGUAGAAGAUCCAAGGACAAAAUCUGAGACGCUGAAUAGCACGCACAUCCUGGGAGAACAGGAGACUGCAUCCCCACCAGUCCCCAAACCAAGAACUAUUCACCUGGUACUUGAUGCAGCUACUUGUAAAGAGGUCAGUGCAUUGAAGCUGUCUGAAAACCAUCCAGGCCCAUUGGGUGUCAUUUCUGAUCAGGCACCUCACAGUACUACUAAACAUGACAGUGUGUUCUCCUCAGCUACACUAUCGGAUGGUAGCGAGACAUGUCUGGACAGAGAUGAUCAGAAAGAAAAACAUGCAAAAAUGACAUCAGAUGAACACAGAGUGAAUGGAUCUCCAAGGAAGGGGUCUGCUGCCUCAACGACAUCCGAGGAAUUUUUUGAGUGUGUCGACAACGCCGGCUCAGGGCAUUUAGUCAACGGCGCACAUGCCAUGUCAGUUCCUCCGGAGGAUGACAAGAUUCUUAAUGGGCCGCAGGAGACAUCAGCGGUCACCCAGUUACUGAAAGAUCCACAGCAGGAAAAGGAUAAAAGGUGCAUCUCCAUAGACUUUCAUGGAGACAAAAUGAAGCGGGAACAUGCUUCCCCCCAUUCCACGGGUAGCGCUAUCCCAUCCGUCCAGCAAGACCUGGAACAAGGUCGCACCAAGUCCGUGGACGACGGGCCCAGACGAAGCCGUCGUGUGGUCAAGACAAAUCGUGGCAAGGCGGGACAGAGUGACUAUCUGUCGCACAACAGAGUGUAUUACGCUCAUGGAAACCGUACCGGAGACGUCUCAGCUCAGAUGGCCAAUUCUCAGAGCUUCCUUUAUAGGCUGGCCCAAGAACAGCUGGUUAAACCCAAGACUGGUAGGCUGUCAAGCCAACGCAGACUAUCCCGCAGGUACCCUAUGGCUUGGGGUGACAGUCGGGCCUCCUUUGGAAUCCCAGUAGCUAGCCUCUCUAAUUUUAAACACUUGAAAAGGAAGAUCUCAAGCAUUCCCCUAGAAACCAUGCGAAACUCUGAAACAGUCACAAAGCCAAGCAUACAGGAGCAGUGCUAAUUACAAUUCUUUGGCUUGCGCUUGUUGUCGUAGUUUAGGACAGUUGGUCAACCGAUCAGUCUGUAAGACACUCCUAGUCAAUUACGACACCAUCACUCCCCCACGGUCAGCAAAAUAUACCAAGCGGGAUUCCUCCCUGAUCGACAAUAUAUACCAUCAUGACUGUUUGUUUAGGAUUUUUAUUUUUUGGUUUAAUAUGUUUCCCUUUUAGUAGAUACUGUUUGAAUCUUGGCACAUAAUUCUCAAUCAUUAUACCUCGAUUGACCAGGGCAGACUGUUAUGGUGGCUAGACGUUUUCUCUGCUAGCAGGGGUUGGGUGAAAAUCAGAAAAUUGGUGCUGGGUGGUUUUGACUUAUGGUGGAACUCGUAAUAAUGAGGUCUCUUGAAUGGCAAGAAAAACAAGAUGUAAGAUAUAACCUGGUGAGUGUGAUUAUUACGCACAAGCAGCUAACCUACAGUCAACUGACUGUUGAUUUAGGGUUGGUACCCAAAGCAGUGCUCUUGGGCUGUGCAUUCCUCCAUUCCACGUGUAGGAAAUAUUUUUCGUAACUCUGUUAUAAAAGUCCUGAAAAGCCUAAGUGUUGUGUGAUUAUCUAGCCCUUUGUGUAUUCCGAAGGUGACACGGAGUUUAAAGAUCGAAAGUCUUUACCGUAAUGAGUGACUUGUACUCUGCCGAACCAAUAAUCUCCAUUGUCUUAUCUGUUUGGACAGACGCACACGUUUUCUGCAUGUGAGAGUCACUGAAAACAAUUGAGGAACAUAACGUAGGAGACACGUGAGAUUUUACAGGUCACAAAUGCCGCGAAAACAGCUUGUACACGGUGAUUUGUUAGCACUGUUUUUCAAUUUUAUUGUUCAAUAAAAACGAUGGUAAGAAAAACAAGACUUAUGAUUGUAUCUACAAUGUAAUUAGGUUGUAAAAUGAAAUUUGCGAUCCCGUACGAAAACUGUGAAUCAUACGAGAUGUGUUACGGAAAAAUCAUGUAUUGUCAGCCACUUAAAUGAGUGUUACAUGUAUUGCCGGUGGGGAGAGAUGAGGAAUGUGUGUAAUGAACACUUUUCAUUUUGGGGUACGGUGGUUAGGGUUGGCUGUAUGAGUAAUGCAAAUAUGUGAUGAACGACAGGCCUUGAAGAACAUGGUGGCUUUUAUAGUGUGAGUUACAGCUGAAUAUAAAAAUCAUGAUCUGGCUGCCUUCAGCGCACUGCCUUGGUGCCUUUAACUUUCCUGCCGUACUAAUGAUACAAAGACCAGGUUCAGUCCCAUGGCAGGGGGCUGGAUUAGGCUUGGGCUGGGACAGUGCCCCCCACACAAACACACACACCCUCCGACUUCCUUAGAUAAUCAUGUGUUCCACCCAGCAUUUCCAGGGCCUGACCAAGGCAAAAACAUCAAGCAAAAAAAAAAAAUUACCUCAAUCCUCAAAAUUU